CGAUGGCCUCCGAUAACAGCCAUUAGUAUAACUCACACCUACAGAUAGUUCAGUCAUGAAUGUCGCAGUGGUCGUGGGCGCCUCCAGUAACCUCGGCUAUCAAGUUCUGAAGAACCUUAUCAAAAUCUACAAUGGCAAAAUAUAUUUCACAACAGACGACGAAUCAACCGGCUAUCAUAUCUAUGAAUCGCUCGAGAAGCAUCGAAGAAUAGAAUACUACAGAGUUGACGUUACAUACACAAAAUCAAUCAUUAACUUCAGACACCAUAUUCAAGAUCGAGAUGAAAGGAUAGAUCUAUUGAUAAACAAUUCAGAUUACGUAACGGAGAAGAAUUUAAGCCACGCGGAAAAAGUGCGCAGAACUUUAAGUGUCAAUUUCUAUGGAUUCAUCAACUUUGGAAAAUUAGUUUACCCGUUGCUUAGUGAAAAUGCGCGGGUCAUUAACGUUUCGGGCCCUGCAGGAUUGUUGGCUUCUAUUGAAAAUGAACGAAUACGAUCCAGAAUCAGCGAUCCAAUGUUAACGGAAGACGAACUCGUAGGAAUUAUGCAGGAAUACGAAGAGGCGGCUAGGAAGGGGAUCGAGAGAACCGAGGGUUGGGGAUCAAACGUGCAGGCUGUGAGCAAGGUCGCCCUGAACGCGGUCACGUUUCUCCAGCACCGAGAAUGGUCGCACGAAGGCGUUGUGAUAAAUUGUGUGAACCCCGGCAACCUAACUAGUCGAGAGGAGAGAAAAUCAUCAAAAGUGUUCGAAGAAGGCGCUAAGGCAAUACUGUACUUGGUAAAGGAAGCUCCUCUCAGUUUAAAUGGUAACUUUGUGUGGAGCAAUCAUAAUGCCAUACCGUGGAAUACCGAUCCAUACGUGGAGGUUACGAGCGUUUAAAUUCAAAUUAACACCUUAUUCUCAAGUGCUUACAGUGUAUUUUUGUGACUCGUAGAAUGUAUUUAUUGCUGCAAAUUGUUGAGAUUUUAUAGUGAUUUUUAUACCAGCAAUAACAGUAAGGGGUACUUUUGUCUUUACAAUUUAUGGGCCAUAACAACAUAGGCUAGUUUCUCGUAUUCACGCAGUCAUUAAACCGAGGCGAGCGCUACGCCUCACACUGUAUCGUAUGAGAGUAUGUGUGCUUCGUGUCUCGAAUUUUGUCUGUAUUUAUAUUUAUGAGGUUACGUGUACAGUUUUUUCUUUACUAUUUUUACGUCUUUUGUUACAAAUAGUUAUACUAUUUCGAUGUAUUCAUAUGAUAUGCAAUAUUUCUUUUCAAUGGAGAGGUGCGGUUCGAUUCCUGUAGAAUGUUUACCAUUGGGAGGCACCAUAGCACAGGAUGUCAGCUAGAUUAUACAGCGGCGCCUAUUUCUGCCGUGAAGCAAUGAUGUGUAAGCAUUACUGUGUUUCGGUCUGAAGGGCGCCGUAGCUAGUGAAACUACAAAUGAGACUUAACAUCUCAUUUCUCAAGGUGACGAGCACAAUUGUAGUGCCGCUCAGAAUUUUUGGAUUUUACGAGACUCGUGAGCGGCACUGCAUUGUAAUGGUCAGCACAUAUCAAUAACCAUCAGCUGAACGUCCUGUUCGUCUCGUCCCUUAUCAUAAUAAAUUGUUGUUAUAAUAAAAAGUGUAGACGAUGUUUUUUUUCAAGUCUGGUCCUUCUUAAUUCUAUUAAAAUCUUUUAGCAAAUUUCAUUUAAAGCAAAUGUAUAAAAAUUAAACAUUCCUUUUACUGUUUAAUUAUAGCUGGUAUCAUUGGCGAUCAUAAUAAAGUAAUAUUAUAGUGACCUACAUAAUUAAAGCUGUCCAAAAACUUACUAUAACUAAUAAAAUUAAAAUUCCAAAUCAUUAGUAAGUACCAGGCUCGUUGGCAUUAUUAUAGUUGGCAUAUUUCAACUUGAUCAUUGUUUUCCUUCAGAAGAGUGACGUGCUCGUGAAGCGACUGACAGAUUUUAUUGCAAUAUUGCCUUGGAAAUUGUAAAAUUAUUUAUGUAUAGUUUUGUAAAGAAAUUUACUGCAAAAGGAUGGUUACUUUUAACGUGAUGGUGAACGUAUUAAUAUGGUGUUUAUUUACUGUGCCGAUCCUUAAAAUUACUUUAAAUGUUAUUUAUUUUCUGUAAAACAACUGAACAAAAUCAACGUGAAAUUAUUAAAAAUAAAUUUUUAAGAUAUA
Molecule: messenger RNA, 2152 nt
Organism: Leptidea sinapis
Lineage: Eukaryota; Metazoa; Arthropoda; Insecta; Lepidoptera; Pieridae
Product: carbonyl reductase [NADPH] 1-like
Exons: 1
Coding region: 56-880 (274 amino acids)
Molecular function (GO): oxidoreductase activity
Source: RefSeq, a predicted model, not a curated record